ACUGGUAGGCAAGGGAGAAAACACAACAAUGCAUUCUAUCACGAUCCUUCUGGGCAUCUUGUUUGGCUUGCUGAGCCAGGUCUACACUCUACCUGUUAAGAAUUCUACCGGACUACAUGAGGGGAAAGUGAGGCUGAAAAGGAAAUACUCAGAUGAAAUCGCAGACCGAGAUGAAAUGAACGCGAUGGAUCAAAUUCUGGAAGUCAACAGGAAGUUUCGAGCUCCCCGAGGACUGACAUUGAGAGAGGGAGAUAUUGCCAGCACUCAUAUUCGGAGUGCCAUAACCUGCCCUGGCAAUGCCUGUCUGUGGCCCAAAGCAAUUGAUGGAUUUGUUUACGUCCCCUUCAUCCUCUCUCCAUUAUACGACGACAUGGACAGAAUCACCGUAGAAACAGGGAUGCAGGACAUUUCCUCUGCAACAUGUAUUAAAUUCAUCCCACGCACUCAUGAAGCCAACUUCCUCGAUAUUCAGCCUAGAUAUGGUUGCUGGUCGUUUCUGGGGCAGACUGGAGGAAGCCAGACACUCUCCCUGCAGUCUCCUGGGUGCAUGUGGUCAGGAGUGGCAGCCCAUGAGUUCAUGCAUGCUCUUGGCUUUGUACAUGAGCAGUCUCGUUCUGACAGAGAUCGCUAUGUCUCAAUUGUAUGGAAGAAUAUCAUGGCAGACCAAAUGCAUAACUUCAGGAAACAGCUGACAAACAACCUCAACAGCCCAUAUGACUACAGCUCUGUCAUGCAUUAUGGAAGAUACGCCUUCUCUGAAGAUGGCGGACCCACAAUCAUCCCCAAACCUGAUCCCUAUAUACCCAUUGGCCAACGGGACGGACCCAGUGUGCUAGAUCUUCAUAAAAUCAAUGUCCUCUACAACUGUGGUUCUAACGAGUAAUUGGAUCCUGUGGUUCAUCUGUCACAUUUUGGAAAUGGAUAAUCAUAAUUGCUGGUAUUGAGUAGAUUAUAUGUGCAACUUAACUCUGCAACAAUGUUAUUUUUUAUCAAUAGUUUGAAUAAUCAAAAAUUCCAUUGUGUGCCUUUGCAUGGUGUUUAGUCUGCUCUGACGACAUUCUACUAAUGAAAGCUAUCAUAACGGAAAUAAGUGGACAAGAAAUUACAGAACAGCAUUUUUUAGAAUUCAGCUCUGAGAUAUAAAUCAUGUAUGUCCUCGCUGCUGCCAGCUUUAUCACUGCAUCCAGUCUCUGAAUCAGUUUGUUCAGUCUUCUGCAUCCUUCUCUGCUUUUGCUCACUUGAAAUAAAAAUAAUGCAACAAUUUA
Messenger RNA from Notolabrus celidotus (New Zealand spotty), 1265 nucleotides. RefSeq names its product high choriolytic enzyme 2 (gene he2). Gene Ontology annotation, biological process: proteolysis. The transcript has 9 exons. Lineage: Eukaryota; Metazoa; Chordata; Actinopteri; Labriformes; Labridae. Bases 29 to 883 code for a protein of 284 amino acids. The record is from RefSeq and is a predicted model, not a curated record. Gene Ontology annotation, molecular function: metalloendopeptidase activity; zinc ion binding.